UAUAUUGCGUAUCAAGAAUUCCCGAUUUCAGCACCGACCCAACGAAUGUAUGCAUUAAGGGACAGGGUAUUUCAACAAGGGGAAGAUAGGAGAACUGAAACCACCCAAUCUCUAAAAUGAUGUAGUAUAUGUACGUUCCAUUCCACGAUUUAUAUUAAGAAUGACAUCGUAACCCUUCUUCUUUUGCUACAUACUCGUGAGGAGGCAAUUCUGACGUCUAAAUUUAUCCAAAAAGGGUCAACCACCUCGAAAUUUAUCCAACUUUCCCUAAAUAAACUUCACUUAAAAGGUUUGUCACCCUGAAUAGUUUACAUGCCAAAAGGGUGACAUUAUUCUUAAGAAUGUCCCCUUGAACGUUUAACAUUUUGUUAGUUGCAACGCACAUUAUUGCAGCACAUCAUUUGGAGAAGUAUGCAUACAUACAUACAUUUUUGACUUACUUUAUUUUUGUAUUUUGCAACGUUCAAACAAUUUUCAAAAUAAUUUAUUCCUGAGAUACAUACUGCAAAUAUCAGGCUCACAAAAUAUAGCUUAGGCGUCAUUUCACCAGAUAUAAAUAUUAUUAAAAAUCGUGACUUCUUGGAAAUGGAAAUUACCAACGACACUUGGACGAUACCGCAUUUUGCCGUUAUUCUCCCCGAGAUUUUGACCAAAGUGAUGACCUUUCUUUCCACGCCUGACCUCAUCACAUGCACCCUGAUUAACACGGAUUUUGAAAUUGAAGCCAGGAAACGUCUCCUAGCUCAAAAAUGGGUUAGGUUCCCCGCUAAAAAGUUACCCCUCUCCCCUCAAAGUGAAACCACCCCCUACAACAUUACCCACUUCGCGGGUUACAACCCCAGAAAUUUGCUCAUCCAAAACUUCAAAUUUUCCUGCCCGUCUAUCUUGACCAAUUUCCUUUCGAGCCAUGCCCACCACGUGGUCAAUUUAAAGAUCCUGUUACCCCUGCGAGAUCCCAAAUGGCGCCAAUAUUUGGAAUACCUCUCAACCUUCCUCCCUAACCUGGUCAGCCUGCAGAUACAAGUUAUCACAUUAGGGGGGCUUAAUUGCCCCGAUUUUAUCCCGCCUUCCCAUAAACCACGGGUCUUCUGGAAGGUUCGUAAACUCGGACUGACCUCAUCCACGUGGGCCCAGUCGGGUAAAUUAGUGGAUAUUUUGCCCCUUUUCCCGAACCUGGCCAGCUUAUCGUCCGACGGAAUAGAUCCCGCCGUCCUGGAAAAAUUUCUGCACAGGGGCCCUUCUACCCAGGUCGGGCCUCGGGUGACUAUGACCCGGUUAGAAUUAAGUGACCCGAGUUUUGACCUCGGCCAUUUUUCCGUCAUUCUGAACAUCGUCGCGGGCACGUUGGAAAGUGUCAAGUUUUUCGGAAUGGACAACUGCCCGCCUCACUGGCUAAUGAAUGAAACCGGCGUAGCGUUUCCCACCAUGCCGCGCUUAAAGGUUUUCGCCGUCCGACUGAGUCCAAAUUCCUUUAGAAUGAUAACUUCCGGCUGUUCAGUUGUGAUGCCGAGACUGAGGUUGAGAUUUGGGAGGCAAGCUGGUAUGCUGGUUUAUCCGGAUCAGUUCCCCGUCUUGGAGAAAAUUGUUAUUUCCAGGGAUGAAAUAACCCAGCCCUGUACCCAGGAGGAAAUAUUAACCCGUCAGGAGUGUUUUGAGACGAGCGCGGCAUUUUUGUACAAUUCCUUCCUUCGUGCGGGCAAUUCGAGGGGGGUAACAGUGACAAAUUUGGACAUUCCGUUCCCACCGGGGGAUACGUUUAGGGUGAUUGGGCAGAUGGGAGAGGCCUGCGCGGCAGGGUGGCCGGUUGACUGUGGGUGUGGCGAAGUGAGGAAUAUGUCCGAAUUUUGGGACAGGGUGACCGCCAUUUUACCAAAUUUGACGAGAUACCAGAUCAUGGGGGAGAUUUAGGAAUUUGCGACGGAAGCAGGGGGAUAUCUUCCCCAGAAAUUUAUUAAAAUUCUAUCUUGCCCGUGUUAAUAAGACCCUCAUUCUCUAAUCCCCACAAUGCUAACGUUCCCUAAACUUCUACCGCGAAUGUAAUAGUUUAAAAUGGAAUAGUUUGAAGACAUAAUUACACAUAUAUUUUUUUAAUCUAGCCGAAUUUAGAAAACCAUUUCCACUCACGUAGCGUAUUUUUUACCCGAUACUUAAAUGACUUAUAAAUUAGCUAGUUACUAAAUUUUGACUCUACGUAGUACAUAUCAAGUUGAUCUUAUCAACAUACUUAUGUUUCUAUUACAUCGCCAACCUAUUUAUUUGUUUAAACUCAUUUAAAGUUUAAACCAAAUUCGCGUCGAAUUUAUUUUAAUUUGUGGGCGACACAUCGUUUUAGCAAUAUUAAGUACAUAUUAGUUUAUGAUUUGUUACUCAAUAUAAAACUAUAAAAAAAUAAGGCUUAGUAACUGAUAUUUAUUUUGUGUCCUGGUAGAUUUUCUGCUCUUCAUCAAACAACACGGUAUUAUAUGUAUAUGA
Messenger RNA from Folsomia candida, 2472 nucleotides. RefSeq lists its product as uncharacterized. The transcript has 3 exons. Lineage: Eukaryota; Metazoa; Arthropoda; Collembola; Entomobryomorpha; Isotomidae. The record is from RefSeq and is a predicted model, not a curated record. Bases 586 to 1908 code for a protein of 440 amino acids.